AUGCAAUACACUCCAUUUGCCUCUGAUAUCGAGUUGCCAUUCUAUACAGCUCUGGCCUCACACAAGAUCAACCAUGAUAAGCUUGAUGACUCGGCUCGCCCCGUAUUGGGGCUCUAUGAAAUCCGUUCCACAGACCCAGAAAAUAACUCAUGUCGAAUGCAAAUACAUGGAAAUGCUUUGACGAACGUUGAGGCACCUGGCGGGUUAUACCGAGGGGAGGGCAUAAUUAAGAAUUUCAACACGAUCGAGGAGUAUCGUAACGUGGAUAAGUCCCAAAUGAUUCUAAAGUCUGGGAAAACCGUUUGGGAAGCCAUUAACGAUGGAACAAUUUAUUCCUGCCCCUCUCUACUUUCUUCAUUCAUCAUUCUAUCGUUCGCGGACUUGAAAAAAUACAAGUUCUACUACUGGUUUGCCUUUCCCGCCCUACAUUCGGAUCCGUCGUGGAUAUUAUCCACCGAACCUGAAUCGAGUUCCAGCCAGAACGAUGCAGCUGCAACACCCGGAGAACAUUUAUCAUCUGAUGAAAGCACCGCUCUUGUAGAAGCCGUUCAGACCUGGAGCUACGGUGUAGAUGAUCGUCAACGGGGAUUCUUUUUGGCUCGAAAGCAAAAAAGGUCCUCGGGUUCAACAACGCAGAGCACCUGGCAGGUUGCAGCUUUAUCAGAAUAUGAAAAUGGCUUCUUCACUGGUGCUGCCCUUAAGGAUCGCUAUGUGUGCUUCGCAGAUCCGUCCAACUACGAUACUGCUCCGGGUUGGAUGUUGCGGAACCUCCUAGUACUAAUUAAGCAACGAUGGAAGCUUAAUAAAGUACAAAUUUUGAGGUAUCGCGAUGUUCAAUCUAAACGUGAUCAGGCUCGCAGUGUAAUUCUUCGACUGGAGUCUAAGCCAAAGUUGGAUUCGAUCGCAGAGAAAUUACCCGAAAACCAGCCACCCAAAAUAACAGGCUGGGAGCGCAAUCCAGCUCAGAAGUUGGCCGGGCGGAUUGUUAAUUUGACCGAGUACAUGGAUCCUGUCAGACUCGCAGACCAGUCCGUCGAUCUCAAUCUCAAACUCAUGAAAUGGCGGAUAAGCCCGUCGUUGAAUCUGGAGAAGAUCAAGAACACCAAAUGUCUCCUACUAGGAGCAGGCACUUUAGGGAGUUAUGUCGCUCGGAAUUUAUUGGGCUGGGGGGUUAAAAAAAUCACAUUUGUCGACAAGGGCACAGUUUCGUUCUCUAACCCCGUCAGGCAGCCAUUAUUUACAUUUACAGAUUGCCUGAAUGGUGGAGUGUCCAAAGCUACUCGUGCAUCGCAGGCCUUGACUGAGAUCUACCCCGGGGUGGAGACCGCAGGCCAUACUAUUUCUGUCCCCAUGGCUGGUCACCCAAUCGUUGAUGAAAAUACGACACGGCGAGAUUUCGAGACCCUCAAGGCUCUCAUUGAUGAGCAUGAUGCCGUCUUCCUUCUCAUGGACACUCGAGAAUCACGCUGGUUACCGACAGUCAUGGGAAAGGCAGCAGGAAAAAUUGUCAUGAAUGCAGCCUUGGGCUUUGACUCUUUUGUUGUGAUGCGACAUGGUGGUGAAAUUGUCUCAGAUCCACCAACUGAUCUUGGGUGCUACUUCUGCAAUGACGUUGUGGCGCCAGCAAACUCUAUCAAGGAUCAAACCCUUGACCAACAAUGUACUGUUACUCGGCCUGGAGUCGCUCCUAUUGCAUCUGCUCUUUUGGUAGAACUCAUGGUCUCCAUCUUGCAGCACCCGCAAGGUGUUAAUGCGCCGGCGCCCAUGAGCCGAAAUGACGAGCCCGGUGAUCACCCUCUCGGGUUGGUACCCCAUCAGAUCAGAGGGUUCCUCUCCACCUAUGAGAAUAUCACAGUUACUGGAAAGAGCUACUCUUGCUGUAGUGCUUGCUCAGAAAAAGUGACGAUUGCGUACAAGGAAGAAGGCUGGGGCUUUGUGCGAAGAGCCUUAAAUGAGCGGGGAUAUGUUGAGGAAUUGAGUGGACUCAAAGAGGUUCAAGAGAAGGCUGAAGCAGCCAUAGCUGACCUUGACUGGGAUGAGGCGUCAGAGAAUGAGGAGAUGGAAGUCAUCUAG
Molecule: messenger RNA, 2073 nt
Organism: Penicillium malachiteum
Lineage: Eukaryota; Fungi; Ascomycota; Eurotiomycetes; Eurotiales; Aspergillaceae
Product: putative autophagy ubiquitin-activating enzyme ApgG
Exons: 7
Coding region: 1-2073 (690 amino acids)
Biological process (GO): autophagosome assembly; autophagy of mitochondrion; cellular response to nitrogen starvation
Cellular component (GO): cytoplasm; phagophore assembly site
Molecular function (GO): Atg12 activating enzyme activity; Atg8 activating enzyme activity
Source: RefSeq, a predicted model, not a curated record